Messenger RNA from Cydia amplana, 346 nucleotides. Its product is annotated as hyphancin-3F-like. Gene Ontology annotation, biological process: antibacterial humoral response. The transcript has 2 exons. Gene Ontology annotation, cellular component: extracellular region. Bases 57 to 269 code for a protein of 70 amino acids. NCBI's taxonomy places the organism in Eukaryota, Metazoa, Arthropoda, Insecta, Lepidoptera, Tortricidae. The record is from RefSeq and is a predicted model, not a curated record.
UUGAAAUUCAUUCUCAUGACAACUGUCUGAACGUGCGUUGGAAUUCGAAAUUCAAAAUGAAAUUCUUCCGUGUUUUGUUUUUCUUUUUCACGUGCCUGAUGGCGAUGGCGAGUAAUGUUUCGGCGGCGCCUGGACUAGGAAAGGAAUUAGAAAAGAUUGGACAGAAUAUCCGUGAUGGUAUCAUCAAGGCAGGACCGGCCGUGGAUAUCAUCCGAGACGUGCAGAAAAUCUACCACGGGAAAUAUGAUGAUGAUGAUGAUGACAAAUAAAAUUUUUUUUCAGAUCGUAAGAGAGAAAAUAUGUAUUAUAAUUAGGUUUAAAUAAAAUUGCAUUUAUUUAAAAGGUU